GGGGAAAUCGGUUGUUUUUCAGCAAACACUUGCAUCAAUAUCACAUGCCAAAUAAAAAAAUAAAAAAAUCCCGGAAAUACGAGUUCUUCCUUUCAACUUAAGGGCAUUUCCUCCACAAACUACAUGCACAUAAGCAGUCAACAACUAUACUUUACUGGAGUGCACCAUCAGCCAACAAGGAGGCCGCUGGCAAAGGAGGAAGCAGGGAUGCUGCCUGUCAGUAUACUCUUAGUUGUCGGCUGUUUGAUCGCCCCACUGCAUGGCGUCCCCCCCAUCUGGAGCCAACCAGAGCAGGUGCACGUCUCCUAUCCAGGAGUCCAUGGUUCCAUGGUGGUCACCUGGACCACCUUCAAUGAGACAGAGAGCGUGGUUGAAUACAACGAGUGGGGAGGCAAACUCUUCACGCUGGUGGCCAAGGGCAACGCCACUACUUUUGUGGACGGGGGUUCGGAGAAGAGGAGGCUGUUCAUUCACAGAGUCACCCUAUCCGGCCUGAAGCCUGGCUCUGCUUAUGUCUACCACUGUGGCAGCGAGGCUGGCUGGAGCGACAUUUUUUACUUCACCGCCCUGAAUGAAAGCCUGGAAUGGAGCCCCAGGUUCGCCCUCUUUGGUGACAUGGGCAACGAGAACCCACAGUCACUGGCCCGGCUGCAGAAGGAGACCCAGGUCGGGAUGUACGAUGUCAUCCUGCACAUCGGGGACUUUGCAUAUGACAUGGAUGAGGACAAUGCCCGGAUCGGGGACGAGUUCAUGAGGCAGGUGGAAUCCAUUGCUGCCUAUGUGCCAUACAUGACCUGCCCGGGGAACCAUGAAUACAGAUACAACUUCUCCAACUACAAGAACCGUUUUAGCAUGCCAGGGGACACGGAGGGUCUCUGGUACAGCUGGGACAUUGGGCCUGCUCAUAUAAUCUCAUUUUCCACGGAAGUCUACUUCUACCCGGAGUUUGGCAAGGAUUUAAUUUCCAAGCAGUAUGAAUGGCUUAAAAAAGACUUGGAGGAGGCCAGUAACCCAUCAAAGAGGCAGACGCGGCCUUGGAUUAUCACCAUGGGACACCGGCCUAUGUACUGCUCCAAUGCGGACAAGGACGACUGCACCAUGUUUGAGAGCAUUGUCAGACGGAGCCUUGAAGAUCUAUUCUACCUCUAUGGAGUGGACCUGGAACUUUGGGCACAUGAGCACACCUACGAAAGGCUUUGGCCAGUCUAUAAGUACAAGGUCUACAAUGGGAGUGCAGAGGAGCCAUAUGUGAACCCCAGAGCCCCGGUUCACAUCAUCACUGGCUCAGCUGGAUGCAGAGAGAAACACGACGGGUUCAUCCCCAAGCCCAGGGACUGGAGUGCUUUACGGAGUACUGACUAUGGCUACACCCGCAUGCAGGUGUUGAACUCCACCCAUCUGUACCUGGAGCAGGUCUCCGACGACCAGAAUGGUAAGGUGAUUGACACCAUGUGGCUGGUGAAGGAUCGGCAUGCAACGGCAGCCUGGGUCUGACAACACCAGUCAACAUAUGGGCGGGGACCAGCAGCAUUCAACCAAUCAAAUUCUUUUUUGGAGUAAAGUAUUUCAAGGUUCAAUUAACUUCUAAGUACAUUCUAAACUUUUUAGGGACACGAUAUGCAGUUAUAUGAUUACAGGGAUAUGACAGUUAUAAAACAGCUGUGAAUUUUUUAAUAAUGGAUGAAAGCCAAUUAUAAAAUACAUGUGUUUUGAACUGAAGAAAAGGGUGAUAUUUGGCUUUCAAAUGUUGUCAGAUCAGAUUUAUAUUGCUGAAUCUUUUAUUUUAUCUGUUGUUCUGGAGUUGGAAUGAAUCUGUCUAAAACCACAGGGAUUGCAUAAGCCUACAUAAGGUGAUUUAUGCAUUAUGGAUAAAUGCUAAAAACAUUUAUCAAAAGCACAAGGGAUUUUCACCCAAACCAGGAAGUUCUUAAGUGUGUCACAAAGAAAGUUUAAAUGCCGCUAAUCAUCUAUCAGGCUGUAAAAAGGCUAAAGCUGGCAGAAGAUGUAUUUAAUCUGUCAUUUUGCAGUGGAUGCUUUUUUAUUUAGUGUGAUUGUAUCUAAAAUGGCAGCAGGAAAGUCACGUGUAGCUUUGUGAACUUGCUUUUGUAAAUUUUGUUUUAUUUUGAUAAUUGUCUUAUUGCAAUUGCUGUCUUCUGGAUCUUGCAGAUUUUUUUUCAAUAAAAAUGAUCAUUCCAA
This is a messenger RNA of Paramormyrops kingsleyae, 2196 nucleotides long. It is a transcript of the gene acp7, whose product is annotated as acid phosphatase 7, tartrate resistant (putative). Gene Ontology annotation, molecular function: metal ion binding; acid phosphatase activity. Lineage: Eukaryota; Metazoa; Chordata; Actinopteri; Osteoglossiformes; Mormyridae. The record is from RefSeq and is a predicted model, not a curated record.